Fusarium vanettenii 77-13-4 is the source of this 402-nucleotide messenger RNA. RefSeq lists its product as uncharacterized. Gene Ontology annotation, biological process: regulation of DNA-templated transcription. The annotation marks the transcript as partial. Gene Ontology annotation, molecular function: DNA-binding transcription factor activity, RNA polymerase II-specific; zinc ion binding. The record is from RefSeq and is a predicted model, not a curated record. The transcript has 2 exons. Lineage: Eukaryota; Fungi; Ascomycota; Sordariomycetes; Hypocreales; Nectriaceae.
AGACGUCUCAAGAGAAGGUGUACCAAGGAUUGGCCUUCGUGCUCACUCUGUAUUCGCCUUGGCAAGGUUUGCGACUAUUCCAAUCCCCUCUCGACCAGAGCUACAGAAGCUGCAGGCCUGUACCCCCUGUUCGAAAAUCCUAGCUGCUUGUUCCCGUCAUCCUUCUUCAUGGAUGCACACCUCUUUGCUCCCUUGAACACCACCAACGCCCUGACAAGGGUCCCUACAUCUCGCUUAAAGCUCAUCACCUCGGACCACCUUGCCAUCGAAGAGCGGGGGGCUCUGCACGAGGAAUACUUUACUUCCAUGCAUCAGUGGCUUCCCAUCAUCAGCGAGAAGCGACUACUAGAUGCCCGCCUUGCCUUGAACGAUGCCUGCCACGAUCUACUCCUACUUUGCAUG